GAAUUAUGUGUUUGGGCUAUCAUCAAACUUGUUUCAAGAUGUGUACAGCUCAAGUGCGAAAAAAGAAGAUGAAUUUAUCCGAUGAACUGAUUGACGUAGAGAUUCUUCAGUUGGUAGCUCACUUUUUGAAGGCGUCUCGGCUGCCCAAAACGCUAAAACGUCUAGCCAGAGAAGCAAACUUUGAGCCCCUGCUGUCAGACGUCCCCCCGAUCACGCUCUCGGCUCUGUACGAGUUCUACAAGUGCUGCUUGAGCGACUGCUCGAAGGAGGCCUGUGCGGCAAAGAAUCCAGACAGGUUUUGUGUCGUAAACCCUGACUCAGACAAGCCGCCCAGCUCGUGUCCAAAGGACAGCGCCUCUUGCUCGGGAUGCGCCGAAGAAACACACAGCAAAUUCGGCGACGAUAGGGUUUCCGUUGACGACUCCCCUUUGGCGCUCAAGAACGCGAACAACACAGAUCCAUCUUCCGUAAGUCUCUCGGAAAAAAGCGCAAUGAGCGCUUCCGAUAUCGACAAAGCAUCCGCCUAUCCAGACGUCGCCGCAGAUAAGAAAAGGCGCCACAAGUCGAAAGACAGGCACAAACACAAAACUCCAAAAACGGCUAGAUCCAUCAGUACAUCAGCGAAUGAAGACGACACAAAACUUGUACCGAGUUCGACCUCGAAGAGCGAUUUCGAGUCGGACAGGCAUUCGAUACUGCCGUCCGUUGAUUCUUUGGCGAGCGAGCCGGCGCCUUCGGAUUUUGCUCCAAGCGUUUCAAAUGCUGCUUGCGCGGGCGGUCAGACGACAUCCUGCGACGACGCCCUGCUGAGCUCCGCUGCGCAGCCGAAUUCGACCAAACUGGACGACAUGAAAUUCCCGGACAAGUCCGUGAGGAAGCCGCCCAGAGAAAGCUCCUUCAACAACGAAUUUACCAAGUUUUGUUCCCUGGUAAAAAAGAGAAAGCAAUGCAGUCCGGACCGCUCAAAAAACGUGUCGAACAAUUACAUAGAUGAGUCGGUCGACUACGAAAAAGAUACGCGGCUCAGAAACGCAAACCGGUACCGGGCGACGAACGAAGAGGCGUAUGGACUGAAGGCCUCGAUGGCCAUGUCGAACAUAACUGGGGCCAACUUCAAGAAGGAAAAGACAAAAAAGAAAAAAGGGUCGUACAGGGGCGGGAAGAUAAGUCUAUGUGUAAACUCAAUUUUACUAAACGAUGACGGAAAUCCCGAAUAAAAUUGACAACAAGGUAUAUCUACACCCGAGCAGAGCGCGAGUCGGGAGGGAAGGGGGAAAAAAAAGUCGGGGUCCGUCGAUAGAACAGAAAAA
Schistocerca gregaria is the source of this 1310-nucleotide messenger RNA. RefSeq lists its product as uncharacterized. Lineage: Eukaryota; Metazoa; Arthropoda; Insecta; Orthoptera; Acrididae. The transcript is spliced from 2 exons. Gene Ontology annotation, molecular function: protein binding. Bases 6 to 1217 code for a protein of 403 amino acids. The record is from RefSeq and is a predicted model, not a curated record.